UGAAAAAAGGAGAAAUCCAAUCUGCAAGUGUAGAAGCUGUGGUUUACUUAUCUUUCGCUUUCGUUAUCCUAUGGUUUCGCAUGCAUGCAUUGCUUCUAAAUCAGUCAGUUAAAGAGAGCACAUACCUGUGGCCUAUUGAGCAAUGUCGACCGUCAACGGCUUCCUCACUCCACCCGCCGCCCGUCUAUCACGGCCGGCAGCGGCAUGCCGGCCCAUCACCGCCACCGCGAAGCUUAGCUCUUCCCCUUCUCCGCCGCCCAGCCUCAUCAGAGACGAGCCGUUUUUCGCUGCUCCAGCUCCCAUCAUCCACCCUGCUCCGAGAGAUGAUGACUUGGGAAAAUAUUCAUACGAGGAAGCCAUAGCUGAACUCGAAAGGCUACUAAGUUAUAAGGGAGAACUAGCACCUGCGGCGGCGGCAAAAAUAGAUCAAAUCACAGCGGAGCUGCAGACAGACAAUGGCAGCGCCGCUCUCUCUCCCACUGUUGAAAGAUUGAAGACCGGCUUCCUCACCUUCAAACAUAAGAAAUACAACUUAAAACCAGGAUUGUACAGUGAGCUGGCCAGAGGCCAGACUCCCAAGUAUAUGAUCUUUGCAUGCUCGGAUUCACGCGUGUGUCCAUCGCAUGUACUAAACAUCCAACCGGGGGAGGCGUUUGUGGUUCGAAAUGUUGCUAACAUGGUCCCUGCAUAUGACAAGACCCAAUAUUCUGGAGCAGGCUCUGCUAUAGAGUAUGCUGUUCUGCACCUGAAGGUACAAGAGAUAGUAGUGAUGGGGCACAGCGCCUGCGGUGGAAUCAAGGGGCUCAUGUCCUUCCCAUACGAUGGAUCCUCCUCAACCGAUUUCAUUGAAGACUGGGUGAAAAUCUGCUUACCUGCAAAGGCCAAGGUGACAGCUGAGCAUGGGGACACAGCUUUUGGUGAUCAGUGCGUGCUGUGUGAAAAGGAGGCAGUGAAUGUUUCGCUUGAAAACCUGUUAUCAUAUCCAUUUGUUAGACAAGGAGUGGUGAAUGGAACUCUGGCCCUCAAGGGUGCCCAUUAUGAUUUCAUCAAAGGAAAUCUCGAGCUCUGGGGACUCGAUUGCAGCCUUUCUCCACCUGUAUCUCUAUGAACCUGGAGCCAUUACCAUUGUCAAUGUCACCUAUUUUCCCCUCAUUUCACCUGGUAGUUUCUGCUACAGAAUGCAAGUCCAGUGGUUCCUCCUUUUGUGCUACAGCGCCUUCCUGCAAAGCACACUUAAUCAUGUAAAGUUGUACAUCAGUUAUAAGAGAUUCAAUUCUUCUACGAACCCCUAAAUCUUCUGGCAAGAGCGGAAUAAAAUCAUCGUGCUUUGAGAUA
This is a messenger RNA of Salvia miltiorrhiza (redroot sage), 1335 nucleotides long. RefSeq names its product carbonic anhydrase 2-like. Gene Ontology annotation, molecular function: zinc ion binding; carbonate dehydratase activity. The transcript is spliced from 9 exons. The record is from RefSeq and is a predicted model, not a curated record. Gene Ontology annotation, biological process: carbon utilization. NCBI's taxonomy places the organism in Eukaryota, Viridiplantae, Streptophyta, Magnoliopsida, Lamiales, Lamiaceae. Bases 143 to 1108 code for a protein of 321 amino acids.